Messenger RNA from Rhinocladiella mackenziei CBS 650.93, 510 nucleotides. RefSeq lists its product as uncharacterized. The transcript has 2 exons. Lineage: Eukaryota; Fungi; Ascomycota; Eurotiomycetes; Chaetothyriales; Herpotrichiellaceae. The record is from RefSeq and is a predicted model, not a curated record. Bases 1 to 510 code for a protein of 169 amino acids.
AUGUUCCAAUGGACUCAGUGGCGGCUUCCGGGAAUGUAUGACGGUGUUGGAUUCGAGAGGGUCAUGGCGAGCAUGGCGGGCGUCGACGCACGGACCCAUGUCACCCAUGCUGGUGGGGCAAAAACGCCGCCAGAACCUGGUCAGAGGGUGCUGCGAAUAGAACGCCAGGAAGAGAAGAGGUCCACUACGAUGCGUCAAAGUGUGGAAAAAGUUCGCAAUCCCUGGGUCCGUGGUCUGACGCUGGAUGACGAGUCGGCCAUGAACGGUUUCGGCUUAGGCGGACUAGACGAAGCAAGACGAAGGCGCGCACGGGUGGUCUGGCAAAAAAGGGUGGGCUGCAUACCUUUUUUGACCAGUUGCAAAGAAGGACGGAUCACCCCAGUGGCCGGGCGCAUUUCUCGUCACCAUAAGGAUAGAUCAGCAUUCCUUGCGAGAGCCAGCGCUAGCAAAUCGACCAAUGUCCUGCCAGCCCAGCAGCCUCUUUCAAAUGGGGAAUGCCUUUGGGUCUGA